AUGUACGCCGAUGAUGUCUCGUUCCUUUCAAAGCAUAGAGCAAACUCAGAGAAUAGUGACGCCUACUACGUUCCAAGUCUCCGUUUCCCAAUUCGAUUAGCGUGGGCCGUGUUGAACGAGGUGGACGUAGCGACGGGUGGCGGUCGGCGCAUGCCAAUGUGGAUCCUCUACGGGUGUUUUGUUGUCACGUUCUUUUAUUUGUUGACCGUCACCAAUAUCUUCGAAACAAACAAAAGUGUGUACGAGUUUAUUCGGAAGACAUCACAAGGAAAAUACCCACGACAUAGUAAUGAGCAGGCAUCAGGUCAUGAAGGAACCAACGAGACGAUAUAUUCGACGCAGGACAUCUUCGAUACCUGUCCAUUUGUGCCACCAGAUCCAUGGGAUCCGGAAAUUCUCAAUUAUAUCGACGUCAAAUAUGGAUUCUUCAAUAACUGCAACGUAAACCAAAAGUGGUCACCUAUCACUGAAUUACGUAAUGGACAUGUUCGAGUACUGCGAGCUGGCAGUUCACGGAAGUACGAAUGUCGUGCGAGGUGUGUGAAUUACUUGGACGAGGAACAUGUGGCGUUUGAUCCAUGGCGAGACAUCAACGAUCUGCCGCCGUUCCUCUGCGACUUCGUUCAUACCGAGUGCACGUCAAGGAAGAGAACCAUCUCACAUGUACAUAUGCAGAUAGCUGAGCUGAGUACGAAAUCAGUUCAUGCUACCAGACACCCUCAUGUGCAUAUCAUUCUGUUGGAUUCGGUCGCCUCGUCACAAGCUAUCAGGGCCCUUCCAAGAACUGUGAACUUUCUGACAAAUGCUAUGGACGCGGUUCAAUUUCGGAAGUUGAAUAAAGUUGGCUACAACAGUCGACCGAAUGGUUUUGUUAUGCUUUUUGGAAAAACAACUGAGGCAGUGACGCGUGAACUGGUCGACGGCGACCUGAUACCGGCAGACUGGACAUACUCAACGUACUGUCGCAAGUACCUCAACGAAUCGAUCUACAUCCCAAUUCAGUAUAGAAACGCUGGCUACAAGACAUUCGGUGCUCAAGACUACUCAGCCAGUCUGCUCAACUUCCCGAACUGUGUAGGACUGGAAAAUCGAGAAUUCCAACACACCUACAGGUAUCUUCUGUAG
Messenger RNA from Haemonchus placei, 1125 nucleotides. NCBI's taxonomy places the organism in Eukaryota, Metazoa, Nematoda, Chromadorea, Rhabditida, Trichostrongylidae. The record is from the annotation of a GenBank genome assembly.